Messenger RNA from Knipowitschia caucasica, 222 nucleotides. The record is from the annotation of a GenBank genome assembly. Lineage: Eukaryota; Metazoa; Chordata; Actinopteri; Gobiiformes; Gobiidae.
AUGUCUCUGUGGAUGAUCGUGCCGGUCAGCCUGCCAGUGCUCACCAUUACAGGGAUAUGGGUCGUGUAUGCCAUGGCUCUGUACAACCAGCACGUUUGCCCUGUGGAUAAUUGGUUGUACAAUCAGUCAUGUGAAGAGGAGCUGUAUUUGCAGAGUGGCUCGACACUGUGCUGCACUCUGGACCAUGUCCCCCUCAUCAGGUCUGUGCACUUCACACAUUGA